Molecule: messenger RNA, 1374 nt
Organism: Cyclospora cayetanensis
Lineage: Eukaryota; Apicomplexa; Conoidasida; Eucoccidiorida; Eimeriidae
Product: periodic tryptophan protein 1 homolog
Exons: 7
Coding region: 1-1374 (457 amino acids)
Biological process (GO): rRNA processing
Cellular component (GO): nucleus
Molecular function (GO): protein binding
Source: RefSeq, a predicted model, not a curated record
AUGGCGGAUAGGGUAAUGGUGAGUUCUGUCUGCUGGGUUCCGCGCGGCCGCAGCGCACAGUUUCCAACGAGCUGCAUCAUGGAAGACCAAGAGGUCUCUGAGCUGUUGCAGCAGCAGUCUGAGGAAGCCAGUAAAAGCAGCAGUAAGAAGGAACAGAGGAAAAAGCAACAGAAACUCCUGCGCCAGCAGGCAGUUGCGGAGGAUGAAGAAAGUGAAGCUGAAGAUUCGGAGAGCGAAAUGCAGGAAGACGAUGAAAGUGACGACGACGGCAUGUUGGAAGGCGUCUUUGGGGUGUUUGCCUCGGACGGUGCCGCUGCUCUGGGGGAGGGUGCUGCGCGUCUCUCCGCAGCAGAUGAGGCCGAGGAGGAUGAAGCAAAUAUCAUUCUGGAUUCCGAUUUAGUCCUGGUUGCUGCCUCAACAGAAAGUGAUUUCAGUAGCUUAGAGGUGUACAUACACGACGUACAGCGGGGCAGCCUUUAUGUCCACCACGACCUCAUGUGUGGGGGCUUCCCUCUCUGUUUGGAGUGGCUCGGGAUGAUGCCAGGAGCUCAGAACCGCAAUUUGGUCGCGGUUGGAAGCUUUGAACCGCUCAUUCAGAUAUGGGACUUGGACAUUCUCGACUCUCUAGAACCUGUGUAUACACUUGGCUUGCAGCAGCAGCCACAAAGGGAGAGCGGUAGGAAAAGGAAGUCGAAGAAGGCGGACAGACAGAUCACCUCGCCUAAUGCCCAUGAGGGCCCUAUCAUGUCGCUCUGCGUGUCUCCUUUGAAGCAAGAGGCACUUGCGAGCGCCAGUGCAGACGAAACCGCGAAGGUUUGGGAUCUGACUACCGGCAGCUGUCUCGCUACGUACAAGCAUCACACCAACAAGGUGCAAGUGGCGUUAUGGCACCCUUCAGAGGCUUCGCUGCUGGCCACAGCGUCCUUUGAUCGAACAAUUCGCCUCCUGGAUGUCAGACAGCCCGAUGUUGCGGUGAGUGCCGAGGACGGCUCUAUGGAAUGUCUGGAUUUGCGGCGUGCUUCGGCUGGCCCUCCCUCUGCGGCAGCUGUAUCGUCUGCCAAAGCAGCGGCAGCGCCGCGUCUGUGGCGUGUGGCUGCGCAUACAGCAGCAGCGACAUCACUGCAGCAGCAGCAGGAGCUGCCGAACUUACUUGUUAGCUGUGGCUUAGAUGAAACCGCGAGGGUUUGGGAUCUUCGGCAAGUAAACACGGACACACAAGGCCCCGUCCUAAUCCACGAGAAGGACCUCAAAGUGGGGCCCCUAUUCAGCUGUAGGGCAAGCGAGGAGAGAGGUAUAUUUGGGUUUGGGGGGUCUCAGGUGGUUAUCUGGGACUUGGGAGAUACAGAGCAUAUUGCCAAGGCGUUCAACCUUUAA